AUGACGUCCAUGGAGACUGAACUCCUCAACAAGUACAACCUCACGACGCUGCACCCCACAGCAUGGCCGGCGGAGAAGGAUGCGGCGGACGAGGGCGAGCUCUCGGAGGAUGAGCGCGCCGCCACAGCGCAGGCGGUGCGGCGGUCGCGGUCGCGGUACUCUGUGCUGGAGGACCGGUCGCGAUUCUCGCGGCAGGUUCCGGGCGCCGAGCGGUCGAAAGACGGCGUGGAGACGCUGGUGCAGAAGGACGAGCAGGACCCGCUGGGCAUGUACCCGAGCGUCGUGCAGGUGUUGCGGGCACGCAACCUGGCCGUCGAGGACGACAUCAAACUGCGGAAUCGCUUCCUCCUCAGCUCGACCACCUUCUCGCCGUCCCUCUUCCUCUCCCAGGUCCACAGCGAUGCCUCGACCGACACGCUCCUCCAGGGCCUCGACUUCCUCUCGCGGUCCAUCGAGCAGAAGUCGGCCUCGCUCAAGGUCCUAGUCGAGACCAACUUUGAGCGCUUCGUCGGCGCCAAGGCCACCAUCGACCGCGUCUACAACGAGAUGCGCGCCCAGGGCAAGGACUCUGAGCCGCCCAAGCCGACACACGCACGCGGGGCCAGCCGCACGAGCUUCUCCGGCCGAAAGGCCAGUGUGUCGCUGCACCCUGUGCCCGUGGAGAAGAGGAAGAACGCGCUGGUCAAGGAGAGCGAGUACGGCGUGCACGGCAUCAAGGUGCCCCUCACCGAAGUGGCCGUCAAGGCCGAGGAAGUCUGGGGCCCUGCCCUGGGUGGCCGCGACAAGGAGGAGACGCUGAAGGCCAUUCUCGAUUCGCUCGAGACCAACCGCGGGCUGUUCGAGGUGGCGUCGACCAUCCAGGACGCCAUUCGCAGGAAGGAUCACGAGACAAUCGUCGAGGAGUACAAGCGCGGCCGGAAGUACACUGAAGAUGCGAGGUACAUUGUGGAGCAGGCCAACUACUCGAAGCUGCCCCUCACCGAUGCCCAGAUACACCAGAUCAUCGUCACGGCCAGAAUGUGGGCAGACGUCGAGCGCCAGAUCGAGCAGUUCAAGAGAGACGCAUGGAAGAGACUGGCGGCGUCGCAUUUCACGAAGCAUCAGACCGCCACAGACGACGCAAAGUCAGACGAGUACAUGAGUCUGAUCUCAAUCAUGCUCGAGCUGGGAGUCGAGGACAACCCUAUAUGGAUCUGGCUGCUUUCCCGCUACGAGCACCUCAAGUCUCGCCUCAGCACUCUCUGCGAGCGUUCUCGUGUUGAGAUUGAGAUCCUGCGUCGGCAUCUGGCUAAUGCCGAGAAGCCAACCUUGCGAUCAGUGCAGAAACACUUGCGCGCAGUACCCAUCAGCACCAACGCGACAGCCGAGCCCUCCAGGCUGGAUGCGCCCAAGGUGAUCGAGUUCUGGGAGCAUGUGCAUGCUGCCAUGACAACUCUGCUCUCUACCAAGGGCGGUCUGCUCGGUGAGCUGAUCGAGUACUGGGAUAUUGCGCAGUCGUUCAUGAGCGGUCGAGCUCAGCGCAGCAUGCCGACUGGUUAUCAAAACCAGUCUUCGGUCCACCACAAACUUACAGAUCAAAACAAGAUUGAGCUUGAGCAAGGCACGGCUGAGCUGAUCAACAUGAUCCGCGAGCAUCUCUACUCCUUCUUCUCCGAUCCACCGAUCGAGGACGUUUCUGCCCUCUUCUCGCCACUGCCCACCACGCCGACGCCGACUACUCCGCGAACACCCCUUACAGCUGCUCUCAGUCCCACAGCAGGGUCGCGGUUCAGAUUUGACCCCAACAAUGUACCGCCGCCAUCACCGAGCCGUGGCGAGGCAUGGGAGAAGUACGCUUUCUGGCCGCCUCAUUCAAACGCCCUCUCCGGCUCGCACUACCUGUCCAAGUCGCUCAUCUUGAUCGGCACAGCUGCAAAUGAGCUUGCGUCUCUGCGUCUGCCGGCAACAGGAUCCAGCUCGCGCCUUGACGAAGCAUUACGUCUGCUGGUUGGCGGAGUUCGCGAGCGCUGCGUAUCAGCCAUCUGCGCUGCCUGGAACGCCGAUGCCGAGAAGCUGAAGGUGCUAGAGGACUGGACGCGCAACGCCGACCGCAAAGACACGACGAACCUGCCCCAACGCUUCCUAGCAGUGCAGUCCUUCCUGCUCACCCACCUGCAGAAGAUCAUGUACGUUGAAGCAUCAAGCAAGACAUCCGUCGACGUGGUCGUACCCCCAAGCAGCAAGCUGCUGCAGAUGCUCAGAAGCCAGUUCGUAACCAGCUUAUACCGUACGUUGAGCGGGAUGGUAGAGUGCGCAGAAUUGGGCCGCACGGCUCUCGGCUCCGACUUCCAAACCAAAGGCGACGAUCUGACUAUCGACGGCGAAGAAGAAACGGACGACUCGUGGGGCAAAGUCGACGCCAACAACAAGCCUACGCGCCUCCUCCUCACGCUCUCCAACAUGUCACACUUCCAAUCCAUCAUAACGCCACACCUCCUCUCGCUGUUCGAGACGCUCUUCAGCGUCCAGCUCACCGACGAAACCGCGCGAAUCCGGGACGUCCUGUCGCAACUCGACACGCAGCUGUUCAAGUCGUACACCAAGCCGCACGCGCUGCAGAUCCAGACGUGGAUCGAGUCCGGCAUCUUCUCGCCGUCGUGGGCGGCGGCGGCAGCAGAACGCGGCGGGCGCGUCAGCACGCUCGAUCCCUCGCCGUACGUGUCGACGGUGCUUCUGCACCUCGUGACGGUGCACAGCGUGACGUCGACGACAUCGCCGGGAUCGGCGCUGACGCCGCGCAUCCUCAAGGCCCUCUUCGAAUCGACGACGGCGUCGCUGAUCGGGACCUUCUCCUCGCCGCGGCUGCCGAGCAUCUCCCUGCCACAGCUGAUGCAGGCGACGCUCGACGUGGAGUUUAUUUCGCAAACGCUGGCGACCUACACGACGGACGUGGCGAGCCAGACGCAGACGGACAUCUACCAGGUGCUGGACCAGAAGACGGACAACGGGGCGCGGGUGGCGUUGCAGGACGAGCUGGGCGGGCUGCGGGUCGGGCUGAAGCGGUUGAGGGAGGGGACGCGGGGGCAGUUCAGCUGUUUCCGCCGCGUCAAACGGGGGACGGUGGCGAGCCCGAAUCUCGGGGAGGAGGAGAGGGGGAGGCGGUAA
Messenger RNA from Didymella exigua CBS 183.55, 3144 nucleotides. RefSeq lists its product as uncharacterized. The coding region runs from base 1 to 3144 and encodes 1047 amino acids. The transcript is spliced from 3 exons. NCBI's taxonomy places the organism in Eukaryota, Fungi, Ascomycota, Dothideomycetes, Pleosporales, Didymellaceae. Gene Ontology annotation, cellular component: exocyst. Gene Ontology annotation, biological process: Golgi to plasma membrane transport; exocytosis. The record is from RefSeq and is a predicted model, not a curated record.